Molecule: messenger RNA, 7129 nt
Organism: Lineus longissimus
Lineage: Eukaryota; Metazoa; Nemertea; Pilidiophora; Heteronemertea; Lineidae
Product: forkhead box protein N3-like
Exons: 8
Coding region: 373-1920 (515 amino acids)
Biological process (GO): regulation of DNA-templated transcription
Cellular component (GO): nucleus
Molecular function (GO): cis-regulatory region sequence-specific DNA binding; DNA-binding transcription factor activity
Source: RefSeq, a predicted model, not a curated record
UCAGCUGUGGACAAGUCGCAGGUCUGGAUCUGGAGUACGACAGCAUUGUGUUGCAAUAAUCCUAUUGUGAUUCAGUGAACCUUUGGAUAUAAUUUCGGGCAGCUAUUUUCUACAUUCAAAUUUGUGUGUCGUAGCCACUGGACUAUUGUAUCGAUGACUGCGGGUGAAUCUAAAGUGGGCUGAAUCUGCCGCGAUGUCGUUCGUCAGUUAUGCCAUCACCAUGAGAACGGUUUGGUCAUGUGAUCGCUUUUGACGCUAUCGCUAUUAUUCGGCUGGCGUUGAACGCAAAGACGGCACCUCAUCCUGGAUAAAGAAGGAACUGACAACGUGUUGUGUGGACACGUAUGGAGAUCUUUACAAGCGAGCCACACCAUGGCACCGGAUAAUGAGAAUAAUGAUAAACCAAGCCAAGAGGAGAGUGACUCUCACAUGCGUCAGCGCUUGGUGAACAGUCUCAGUCAGAGCUUCCCCGGUAGUGCCCUGUCCAGGGCUCUCAAACUCAUGGAUCCCCUAGACGAAUGCGACGGUGAUUUGGAUCCGUUGAACAGCAGCUGUUAUGCAGAGAUUUCACUCGAAAAGGGACCGAUUGAUGACGAUGAACUUACGAGUCUUUCAUGGUUACAAGAUACGGAUUUGUUGAAGAAUAUACAUGCUGGGGAGGAAGGCGGGGCACAGGACGGUCAGAAGGAGAACAAUGACGGUAUUAAACUUGAACCUAAAGACGGUGCGCCGCAGAUGCACCCACCGCACGUACCGUACAAUCCUCAAAAACACAUCAAUAGCAAACCGCCUUACUCUUUCAGUUGCCUGAUCUUUAUGGCAAUCGAGGACUCACCGCAGAAGCGGUUGCCGGUCAAGGACAUAUACUCAUGGAUAUUAACCCACUUUCCUUACUUCCAAAAUGCUCCGACGGGCUGGAAAAACUCUGUGCGGCAUAAUCUCUCGUUGAAUAAAUGUUUCAAGAAAGUGGACAAGGAGAAGGGACAGAGUAUUGGCAAAGGAUCGUUAUGGUGCAUCGACCCGGAGUACCGGCCGAACUUAUUACAGGCGCUCAAGAAGACCCCGUAUCACCCCUAUCAUCAGCUGCAAAUGCUUGCCAGCCCACAGCCUCAGUAUGCACUCUCAGGAGCACACAGGCCUCUUCCACUCACCACACGCAUCAACAUUAAUACCCCCUCACCUCAUUUGUUCCCGUUUCUUAGCAAGAGGCUUGCUCAGUCUAAACUUAACUCAGAGCUGGAUAUCGAUGUUGCCAACACACUUGUCUCGCUGAAGGGAGGAUCUGGUUCAUAUCGGGCGUCAGAAAAUCCCCGGUUGAAACCUCUCACUCCUUUGAAUGUGUUUCAAAAUGGAACAAACGGACGGAACUAUCGUGACCGGUCACCGUCGCCGCCUGAGUUUGGCUCGGAGAAAAACCAUCGGAGAAGAUUCAGUCCUUACAGCACAAAGAAGCGUUCAGGAUCUCCUAUAGUCUAUACAUCUAGUCCCAGCGAAGAUCACACCUAUAGUGUCAGCAGUUCGCAGGAAGGACCAUUAGGCAGCCCAAAUUCAACUCGCUCCUCAAUUGACGAAGAGUACGAAUUUGGCCACAAAGGCAACGAAGCGUUUAGCGACGUUGAAUCUUCAGACGGCAGUUACAAUAGCGAUGCAAGCGAUUAUGAUGAGAGCGACUCCAAGAUGGAGGACCAGAGCGAAAUCUUACAGCGGAAAUUCAAAAUGUUGUCGCUUCCCGUGAAGAAACGGUACAGCCGUGUCAUUAUGCAGGAGGAGGAAGAAGCGGCCAAGAUCAUGUCAGGAGCAGAUGCGCUGCUGAAUUUAGCCGGCAUCAAAACGUCGCAUAUUGUUCCGAUGCGGUCGAUUAGUCCCGUGAAUAACAAUAACAGUAUUGUCGUGAAGAAGGAGAUGAACGUCAGUUCUUAACAGCAGGAGAGAAAAAUUACACAGCACUGAUUAAAAAAACUGUGUCCAGCAUUUUAGCCAGGCAACUCAGGACGAUAUUUAUUAAUAACAGUUUCAAUAAAUUGUUUUGGGAAAUUUUCAACAGGCUUUAAAUAGUCGAUCUGCAUUUUGAAUCUGCUGCUGGUGAGGACUAGGUCACACUUUAGCGUUGUUAUGUGUUCAUAAUGUGGUUUAUUUUGAAACAAACUAGCAAACUGUGGCAUGGCGUACAGGGAAUUUGAAAUUCCUGAAAUGGACGCACAGCCAAUUCGCUCCAUAUGUCAGCAGUAUUUGAACUAGGUGCAGUCAUGUGAAAUAGGCAGUUGACAAGCUUGUGUUUUGACGUUCGCGAUAUUGUCAAUGCUCAGUAUGGAAAGUAUUGUUUUAACUAAUCAUGGGUCGUUUCUAAUCUGGUAUUUUCUCUACAAACCUUUGGUGCGGUGUUUGAAUCUAAUAUGGAUGCUGCUUCCCCCCUACACCAUGUCUUGAGUGUUUCUGGCUCAAUUUCACUUGUUUUAAUGUGUUUAGGUGCUUCUCUGUGCACAAAGUGAAUACAAGUACACACUUGUAUGUGGCUUUGAUGUCUGUUAAAUGACCUGAUGUCGUAUUUGUGCAAAUAUUGCUCAUCCUGCACGGAUAUUUUAUGCCAUUUCUACAGCAUUUAGCUUUGAAAUUUUGUUGAUCACCACCAGGGUGCAGCAGUGUACAGGCAUGUGUUCAAAGUCUUGUCCAAAGGGGCCAAGGCUGUCGUCUUACUCUGUGCUUUAGUUGUAUUUAUGAAUGAAACAAACUGCCAAAAUUUAUUUCCGCCGUGUGCAAUUUGUGCGAAAUGUUAACACGAAUUUAAAUACACUUGGAAAAUCUUAAUUUGGGGCAGUAAUGAAGUAUUAACCAAUGAGGAACACAAUGUGAUAUAGAUGUACGUUCAUGUAAUAGUGUAACUUGCACUGGUUUGGGUCUCUUAAUUUGUAAAUAUUAUUGUAUUGUAAUUUAGUUUGGGUACUGCCAUAAUCAUAAUCAUGAUCAAAAUGCCUACAUGAUGUAAUAAUUGUGGUGCAUUGGUUAGGCUGUUCAACGAAUUGACGGUAUAAAGGGAUAUAGUUAGCAAGUGAGACACAACCCAUAUCUUCGACCCAAUAGAAUGCCAAAGAAUUUGAUUACAUCGUUUUUGUGAAAUGAAAAAUGGUGAAGUCUUUGCCAAAACUUCGAACUUGUGUUGUAUCCGGGUGAAUGUUGUAGGACUAGUGUUCAUUGAGAUACCAUGCGGGCACUUGGACCUGUAGAAAUGUGGCAAGAAACUCACAAGUGCUGAAAUUACUCGUUGAAAUAUUGAGAACAGUCUGAUCUGUACAUCAUGGUAUCCGCAAGUAGUGCUCUAUAGGUUUCUGGGCACCUUGUACAGAACUUAUGCAAAUAAAUUGAAACUCAUUUUGGUACCAGUAAUGUAUGGUAAGUUUUAAUGGAAGUAUUAUAUUUUCCAUUGAACUGUUCAAGUGUCAUUUUCCUCAUACAAUUUUGUUGUAUUUACAAAUAGUUAAGUUGUUAUACAUGUAUACCCAGGAACCAAUAGAUUUAAUGAUUGAGAAGUACAUUGUAUAUCUAGAACUAUAGUCCAUUUAUUCUAACCUGAGUCGAUCGGUGGACACUUUAAUGUAAAGGUGGCGCUUACACAAAGCAUAAUGAUUGGUGGGUCACUCAGUCAACACAGCAGCCACUUCAGAACUUGACCUUUAACUUUUGAUGAUGACAUUUAUCACUACCAUUUCUUGUUCUUGAAAAGAUAGCUGGGGGAAUUUUCAUUACAAUUUGUUUUGGAUCACAGACUUCAGUUGCCAUUUGCAAAGGUUGCUGUGCAUAAGGUCUAGCCCAGACAAUAAGGUUCUUCCAGUUAUUAUUAUCAAUUAUUAUUAUUAUUAUUAUUAUUAUUAUUAUUAUCUUGAUAAUGAUCAUUAUAUUUUUUCGUGUUCUGAAGAUUUAUAUUGUGAUAAAUAUGAACACAAGUGAACAAGCAUGUUUUGUAUUAAGGAAUUGGUGUGAGGGAAAGAAAUUUCUGAGUUGAAAACUGUUUCGCGUAGGAUAAAUGUAGAGUCAAUCCAGCUAUUAUUGAGAUGUGUUUCAGACCAUAGACCUCCCGAAUGGGGGGGGGAGGGUGUCGGAGGUUGCGUGAGGACUCGAGGGACCCUUAAUCGAGGGCUCAAGGUUGAUGAAUAAAGGGCUCAAAGUCAAAGAGCCCAUUCUUAUUGUUUGAAAUAAGUUCAAGGGGCUAUUAUGAUGUUUACAAAAAAGUUCUUUUUUUCGUGAUAUAUAUUUUGAAAGUUUGUUUUGAAAUUCAAUUUCUGCCAACAGAUGUUUUCUGUCAAUCGUGUAUCAAUAAAACAGAUCAUAGUUCAAACUGAUUAAAGCCAAAAUUAAAUUUUGAUUUAUUUAAUUUGUCGGCCCAAUUAAAGUGUUGUCAUUUUGACAUUGGUGUACUGCGUGUUCAACUUGAUGAAUUAUGCAUGAAUACUCUUCCCUGAGUGGUCAUGUAAUAAAAGUUGGAAAACUAUUUGUUUAUUAGUCAGAUGUUCAUCAGAUAUUACAAAAUGCCAAAUUAUCUGCGAUUUCUAUUCCAUGGAUUUGAAUGAAUUUGAUCAUGACCAAUUUGUUUGGUUGAAAUAGUAAAAUUGUUCAAUAGAAUUCUAAGAUGAAGAAAGAUCUCACAUUGUCACUUUUCACUGCAAUAAUUGAAGAAUUGAUACAUGUAUUUGAUUUGAAGUGGCAAUGAUUCGAUUUAUUUAUUCUGGAGUUUCAACACUGUCGUCAGUCUCAUCAUAAAAAUUAACUUAUGAAGAAUAUUCGUUGGAACUUGUCGGUUGUGAAACAUUGCUGAGUGGUGAGAAUGGUGUGAAGUAUUUAAAAAUGUCGAAUGUUUGUAAAUUGGUGCAUCUUCAGCUAUAUGAAUAUAUGGGCAUGUGCACCAUGUUUAAACUGUCAUAAGGUCACAUGUUUUUGUCUGUUGGUUUCUGAGGCAGUUCUCGUUGGGAAAAACAUGGUUAAAAACUCUCUUUUUUAAAGGAAUAUGUGAAAAAAUGUGUCAUGGCGGGUUCGUCAUUGCAACUUUGUAGAAAACUUAAAACUUCAAUGACAUGUUCACAUGGUUGUCAGAUCUGAAAAUCCCAAAAUUCAGGUUGGCUGUCCCAUAAACCAGGAAAUAAAAUACUAGUGGCCUAAACCAUCGGUGGUUUCAUUUGAAGUUUGCCAGAAGUUUCGUACAUAACUGUACAUAGUCUUAUAUCUCCUGUACAGCUGUUCUGUCAGACUUCUUGAGACACACUCUAGUUGAGUAGGUCGAAUAUAUAUUUUGUACAAAUCUAUAAGAAAACAUUACAAAAUGAAAAAAAGGAGUUUUAGUUGUCACUAUGCAGAAUUGGGGUUUACACAGGGGUUUCAUUUCUCUUAUGAUGCAAAACUGCCUGGCUGUGGACUUGAUGCCACUUUGACAUGCGCAGAAGGUGAAGAGGCAGCAAGAUAACGCGGUGUUAGCUGUAUCUAGUGUCAUUUAAAGGAGGAUUGGUGAUUUUAAAAGACCUAGGGUCUCUGGAGGUUUUUGUGGCAUAGUCUCAAUGGUCAGGUUCGCACUGGGUAGUUCUGGUCAAUGAGAAUGAUUUGAAUUAGUUCUUUCAUUAAUGAUGCGAUUUUAUUGCUCAUAACAUUUUUAUACGAUGAAUGAUAUUUCAGGGGUGUAUUCUUACCAGGUUUGGUUUCAAUCUCCAUGUUAAAAGUCAAAGUUAACGAAUCGAUCCAUGGUAAAUGCGGUACAACUUCUGUGUCUCAAACCUGGACAGACUCUUAACCUUGACUUGAAAUGAAGUAGACCUAAUAGUGUCAUAUACUUACAAUGUCAAUAUGAUAUUUGUAGCUUGUAGAUAACUUUGCAUUUCUGUAGACAAUUUUACAACUGGUCGCAUUUGGUGGAGGAUUCCCUCUCCUGGUACUAUGCUUGACAUGGUCUUCGAAACUUUGGUCUUGCUGUCCUCAAUAUUGUUGUACAACGUCUUGGGUUUGGUGACAAUUUCAUGUUUCAUAUGAAACUUUAGAUUUUUUUUUUUAGAAUUUUUCAGUAUGCUAUAAUGGUUUGAUUUUAAUCUUCCAAAUAGGGAGGGGUCAGUUACUUGACUAUUACUGGUGUGAUAUGUUCCAUGGUAUCAAGUCAUUCUAAGACUUAAUGAUAUGUAAUUGGUUGCAUCAAGGAAAGUUAGAAAUUGGGACAUCAUACGGUAUUUUAUAUUUCGCUUUUAAUUUUAUCAUCAGAGAAGAAGUUUAUUUACUCUAUUUCAAUUUCAAGGAUGGUGUAAAAUCGAUUUUAGUUAAAUUCUACUUCUAUUUACCCUUUUAGAAGUAUGCAGUUCAUUUCGCUCUUGGCUGAAAUAAGUGUGUUUCAGCCAUGUUUUUCAGGAAAAGUUUUGUUUAAUUCUUUGCUUUGACGUAGUUCUCAAAGUUAGGUAAAUGUAGGCUUCAAUUUGAGUUACCAAAAUUGUACUAGGCAGGCAGCUGGUUAAUCCAGGAGCAGUGCAAUAAUACGAUGAACCUGUCUGUCAGCCAGAAUGCAUUUAAGUGAUCACUUUACCUUUGCAAUAUUAGUUGUUUGAGAAUGAAAUAUAUUCAGUUCAUAACUGUUUUCUUCUCAAAAAUGGAUACUUUGAAAAGUAACUACAAAGGUGCAAUUGAAUCGAUUAGAAGUAGCAGCUUCGACUCAAAAGCUGCUAUUAACUUGGUUAAAUUGAAGGGUAAAUCCAGGCCCUGUUGGGCAACUCGGUACUUCUUUAAAAAGGGUGUAAUGCAUAUGAAGAGUUUAGAUGAAAAAGCCUCCUAACGCCAUUCUGAAAAAAAAGAGGCGACUGGGUGAUUGGAGCUAACAGUACCCGGGAUCUGAAUACUGAAGUGUUAUUUGCAAACCCGCAAAAUUCUAUUGAAUUCAAACUCAAAAGUCCUGAUGUGGAUUUAGUGCCUUUUGCAUCUUAACUCUUCAUACACCUAUUCAGAGAGUGAAAGAGUGCUGUAUAAUGUAAAUUCUAUACUAUUUUGUCAAAAGUUGGAUUGUUAUGAUAAAUGGGGAGGGAAGUCAAGUUUUUCGCCGACCUGAGCAUUGAUGCCAACCAGUACAUACUAUUGCAUUUCUUGAAAAAUAUACAAUUCGAUUUUUAUUCAUCCA